AAAAAAAUUUUUAAUAAAAAAACUAAAGAUUAGAUAAAGCUAAUUGUAAAAAAAAUAUAAACUGAAUAACCUUUUUAUAAGUAGGAACUAACUAGUUAUAUAAAACUGGAGAGUAAUUAACAGAUGAGAAUAAUAUCUUUCUUAACUGGGGUAAAUAUUAUAUUACUUUGUUUUAACCUAAUGAUUAUUAUAAAUUACUUCAUAGAUUUAACAGCUAUUUGUUCGGGAGGUUGCUUCAUUGACCAUUUUUUUAAAAAUUAAUUAAGAGUUCUAUUUUUUCUAUUUAUUGUUGAUUGUUUUCUAUUGCUUUUAUACUUUAAGGCUUCUCUUCACAUAAAAAAAUUAAAUUAAGCUGCAACUGAGUAUACGUUAAUUACUUAGAGUAGGUUUAUAUACAGAACAUUAAAAACAAUAACAAUGCUUGUUUUAGUCUAAAUAAUCUUACUUAUCAUAACUAAUAUUUAGUAAAAAAAUGAAGCAGAUGAACUCUAGAGUAUUGAUUGCUCAAAUAAUACAGAUGCUGACUAAUGCUCAUUUGUAAGUGCAAACCAUUCAGUGAUUACUACUGGAAAAAUAUUGAUGAUAGUUUUUAUAGUUUUACAUGCAAUUUUGUUUAUUUGUGGAUAUAGAAUGCUUUAUAUUCCUUCUUAAAGAGUUUAAUAAAAUUCAGAAGAUAGAAGUUCUGAAUUAAAUAAUAACUAAGUAAAUAAUAACUAAAUAAAUAAUAACUAAAUAAAUAAUAUCUAAAUAAAUAGUAUCUAAAUAAAUAAUAUAUAAUAGUAAAAGCAUGUAAAUGCUAUUGUAGCUCUACCUACAUAAGAUUAAGAAAGAAAUUUGAUAUAAGGAUAAAAUUUAGAUUAAAUGCCUCCAAACGGAAUAUUUUCUUAUAAGCCAUCUUAAAAUCAAAAUCAAUAGAAAUAGUAAAAUCAAUUAUAAAUUGGAGAAGCCGUUUUAUUAUGA
This is a messenger RNA of Tetrahymena thermophila SB210, 960 nucleotides long. Its product is annotated as transmembrane protein, putative. The transcript has a single exon. The record is from RefSeq and is a predicted model, not a curated record. Lineage: Eukaryota; Ciliophora; Oligohymenophorea; Hymenostomatida; Tetrahymenidae.